Messenger RNA from Hypoxylon trugodes, 1895 nucleotides. Its product is annotated as mannose-6-phosphate isomerase. The transcript has 2 exons. Gene Ontology annotation, biological process: carbohydrate metabolic process; GDP-mannose biosynthetic process. The record is from RefSeq and is a predicted model, not a curated record. NCBI's taxonomy places the organism in Eukaryota, Fungi, Ascomycota, Sordariomycetes, Xylariales, Hypoxylaceae. Gene Ontology annotation, cellular component: cytosol. Bases 344 to 1561 code for a protein of 405 amino acids. Gene Ontology annotation, molecular function: zinc ion binding; mannose-6-phosphate isomerase activity.
CUUUCCUCUCUUGAAGUAAGUCGGGUUAUUUAAGCAGACAAUUGGCCAAAUAAAUACUCAGGUUUCCACGCAUUGAAAUCCGACAAAGGGUGUUGAAACCCCCACAUAAGAAUGACAUGUCCGGGACCUAACACAAACAUCUUCUAUGACGACAUGUAAACAUCACGAUGGCGGAUUUGGGGCGCAUAUGGAAGAGGAAGCAUAGCAAAAUAAAAGUAAAUAAUAGUAAUUACUUACGGCAGUGUAUUCAAUCCACUUGAUUAUUGCUAAUAAAAUUAUUAACUUCAAAAACAAUCUACGAUAGCAAUCGUCUCGGAGCAAGCCCACUAUCAAGAGUAUCGGAAUGUCGCCUCCAACCGUGUUCCAGCUAAGCGGGACUUGUAACAAUUAUCCUUGGGGAAAGAAAGGAAAACAAUCCCUCGCAGCACAGCUUUGCGCGCAGACGCCUGGUAUUGACUUUCAAAUCAAAGAUGAUGAAUUUUAUUCAGAGAUGUGGUUUGGAGACUACCCUGAUUUCCCAGCUCGCAAACUAGAUACCGGCGAGUUAUUAGCAGACGUGCUUCAAGCCAACAAAGAGAAGCUUCUAGGAAAGAAGGUCAUUGAGAAAUUUAACAGCCAACUUCCAUACUUGCCGAAGAUCCUAUCGAUCGCCAAGGCACUCCCACUACAACUCCACCCUAAUAAGGAACUUGCUACUAAACUUCACGAGAAAGAUCCAGACAGUUUUACCGACCCGAAUCACAAGCCUGAGAUCGCAGUAGCAUUAUCCAAAUUCGAGGUUUUCGCCGGGUUUAAGCCGUUGAAUAAAAUAGCACCUCUAUUCGAGCUUCAACAACUACGACAAUUCAAUCCAGAACAACCAGAUAAAUGGACAGACGAGACAUUACGGAAUGUCACCAGAACCCUACUCAAGGCUGACCUUGAUACGGUUAGAAAAGUCCAAACAGAACUAUCGAAGGUCCCGAAAGAUCACUUGGGAGAUGCAGCCUACAUCUUGGACCUCCUACCCCGCCUUCAAGAUCAAUACGGUCCGGAAGAUGCAGGCAGUUUAGUGGCGCUUCUGUGCAUGAAUUACCUUGUCUUCAACGCCGGAGAUGCAGUGUGGAUACCUGCAGAUGGAAUCCACGCAUACUUAGCUGGCGACAUCGUCGAGUGCAUGGCCAGGAGCAAUAACGUGCUCAACACCGGCUUCUGCCCGCCUGGCGACCGUAACAAUGCCGAUACAUUCGCGGACACAUUGACUUUCAAGGCUCACAGCAGGGAUGAUGUUUAUCUACCUAGCCAGAAGUCGAACAAGAGCAAGAAUGGGAAGACAGUGGUGUAUAGACCACCGAUGAGUGAAUUUGACAUGCUCAAAGCAGACCUAGGCGCCGGCGAGAGCGAGGAGCUUACCGCGAGCGAAGGUCCAGGCGUAUUAAUCGUGACCUCGGGGAAAGGAGUAAUGCACGCUGAGGGAGUAGACCAUCAGCUUAAGGAAGGGUUCAUCUUUUUUGUCGCGCCAGGUGUCCCGAUCCUGUGGGAGAGUCAGGAUGGAAUACAGAUACACAUGGCUGUCAUCUGAAUAAUAAUGAGAGUAUGGAUCAUAUCGAAGAGUGAGGUUAUUGGAGUUACAUUGGGGUUUCUUUAUAACUAGUAAAACAUCUAUUAUAUCAUGCAACUGGUAUUAUACCUCUUUGCUCGUAUCCCUAACUUCAUCGAGCUAUUGGCGGCAUUUAACUAAUUAAAAGCCACCAAUUAUUGAAAUCAGCCAAGAAUAUACUAAAUAAUUGCCUGUUAAAGAAGAUUUUAAUUAGGAUAGGUAGAUUGUUUAGGCAAUUGAACUAUUGAGCUUCCGGAGUUAGAUCACCCGGCAAAAUGUCUCAUCGCCCCUCAGCUCAACCAGCUCGAGAAGAUCU